AUGGAAAAUACGGAAAGCGAAACAAGAUUCUGGGGCCGACGAGAACGGAGUAAACACAACGCGAUGGAAAGAAAACGUAGAUUAAUCAUUAAAAAACAAGUGAAAAAGCUAGAGGAAUGUCUACCAAAUAUUAAACCAGUAAAAGGGCGAAGAUUUUCGAGAAUUUUGAUCGUACAGAAAGCAAUUUCGCAUAUUAACGAGAUGAGCGAAGCGAACAGCAGUCUUCAUGAGGAAAAUUUGUUACUUGCUCAUGAAAAUACGGUAUUGCAAAGGCAAAUGAAUGAAUUAAUUGAACAACGAAAACAAACUGGUGAAGUUUCUUCGGAGACAGAGGAAAUAGAGGACUCUAUUUUGGGCAGUUCGGAUUCGGAUGAGACGUCAAGCUUGUUUAAUGAAGCCGUGAAUUUCGAAGAGGGAAUUACUGGAUUUAUGAUGGAUAACAUAACACAGUCCGAAUUUUGGUCGCUCGGCCAAGAACUUGAAUAG
Messenger RNA from Paramuricea clavata, 486 nucleotides. NCBI's taxonomy places the organism in Eukaryota, Metazoa, Cnidaria, Anthozoa, Malacalcyonacea, Plexauridae. The record is from the annotation of a GenBank genome assembly.